Hevea brasiliensis (rubber tree) is the source of this 1086-nucleotide messenger RNA. RefSeq lists its product as uncharacterized. The transcript has 5 exons. NCBI's taxonomy places the organism in Eukaryota, Viridiplantae, Streptophyta, Magnoliopsida, Malpighiales, Euphorbiaceae. The coding region runs from base 268 to 927 and encodes 219 amino acids. The record is from RefSeq and is a predicted model, not a curated record. Gene Ontology annotation, cellular component: cytosol. Gene Ontology annotation, biological process: proteolysis. Gene Ontology annotation, molecular function: pyroglutamyl-peptidase activity.
AUUUAUAAUUGUAACUUUUAUUUAAUUGAGGGCCUUUUUAGUUGUUAAAUUUGGGCCCGAGUUUCGUCUGUCUUUUCUUCAAUUAUGCCCCUUUGUAAUGGUUUUUAUUGAAUGAAUCUGUUUUACCAGUGAAUCUACUUUCUAUUGUGGUUGAGUCGUUUCCUUUUCUCUCAUCUUUCAUUUUCGUUCCAUCUGAACAUUACAGGUCCUUGGAUUUUUCGUUUCAGAUUUCAUGCUGAAACAUUCAGUCUAAAUACUCAAGUACUGAUGGGGUCUGAAGGGCCUCCAGCUGUAACAAUCCAUGUGACAGGAUUUAAGAAAUUCCAUGGAGUUUCAGAAAAUCCAACUGAGACUAUUGUCAGUAAUCUUGAAGAGUAUAUGAAGAAGAAGGGUUUGCCAAAAGGUGUGAUAUUGGGGAGCUUUAAUGUGCUUGAAACUGCAGGACAAGGAGCACUCAUUCCCCUGUACCAGACAUUUCAAUCUGCCGUAAACACAAAGAAUUCUGAAUCUUCAACUUCUCAGAGAAUUAUUUGGCUGCACUUUGGGGUUAAUAGUGGGGCAACUAGAUUUGCCAUUGAGCAUCAAGCUGUCAAUGAAGCUACUUUUCGGUGUCCUGAUGAGAUGGGAUGGAAACCACAGAAAGUACCUAUUAUUCCUUCAGAUGGUGGAAUUUCACGAGUAAGAGAGACAACUCUUCCUGUUGAGGAGAUUACAAAGGCCUUGGCAAAGGAAGGUUACGAGGUGGUGACCUCCGAUGAUGCUGGUCGGUUUGUCUGCAAUUAUGUUUACUACCACUCACUCCGCUUUGCAGAGCAAAAUGGGACCCAGUCACUCUUUGUGCAUGUACCUCUCUUCUUGACCAUUGAUGAGGAGACCCAAAUGCAAUUUGCUGCUUCCUUGUUGGAGGUACUUGCUUCGUUAUAUUAGUAAGUAAUCUAUUGGCAUCCAUUUGCAUAUUUAUGUCCAGGGGCUUCUAAGCUUGUAGUGUUGUUGACCUUGUUUGCAAAAGCGGACGGAUGCCUGUAUUGAAAUGCUUCAAUAAACGGAUGACUGUAUUUGAAUGAAAGAAGAAUGUUCUCUGGUGGA